This is a messenger RNA of Caenorhabditis remanei, 1338 nucleotides long. RefSeq lists its product as uncharacterized. The record is from RefSeq and is a predicted model, not a curated record. Gene Ontology annotation, biological process: protein transport. The transcript has 5 exons. The coding region runs from base 1 to 1338 and encodes 445 amino acids. Gene Ontology annotation, cellular component: cytoplasm. NCBI's taxonomy places the organism in Eukaryota, Metazoa, Nematoda, Chromadorea, Rhabditida, Rhabditidae.
AUGGAUGAUCUCCGAAUCGAGUACGAUGCUCCAAAUGGUGUUUACUUCCCCGGACAAGCUGUCACCGGAAAGGUCGUAAUUCAGAACCGUGAAUGGAUUAAAGCAAGAUUUCUAAAAAUCUGCAUUCACGGAGGCGCCCAUACGAGUUGGGGAGACACGGAGAGAAGGCAUAGAAUGGAUGAAAAAGGAAGAAGUGAGCAUUACAAUGAACACGUUACUUACAAUGCAACAGUAAACUAUUUGAGUGGAGAGUCGAUCGCAUGGAAAUCGACAGAUGGCCAGAAUCGCCUUCCCGCCGGCACCAACGUCUUCCCAUUCGCUUUCUCACUACCCUUCAAUUGCCCGCCAAGUUAUGAAGGAUGUCAUGGGCACAUUCGUUAUUCAGUUCACGUGGAAUUGGACAGACCAUGGAAAUUUAAUAAGAAGUCGAAAAAGUGUUUCUCUGUGGUUCCGGCUUACGACUUGAACAUCACACCAACUGCAGUCAAUCCAAUGGUGAACACAGCGUCGAAGAAUACGGGAUUGAUUUUCAAAAAAGGAAUGGUCUCGAUGACGGUAUCGCUCCCAAAACGUGGCUACGUCGCCGGUGAAAUCCUCCCCAUCACCAUCAACAUUGACAACGGAUCGAAGGAACCCGUAGUGGCAGUCCGUUCCAAAAUGUCUCAACUAUCUCAUUUCCAUGCCAGUCACGGAACUUCCAUGCAUUCCACAACUCAUACUCAUCACAGAAACGACGAAAAGUGUGUGGCAGAGUCGAGAAGAAACGUGAACGUCGCCCCGCGGUCUAAGAGUCAAGUGGUCCUUUCCAUGAAGAUUCCAUCGAUAGUUCCAUCAUUCCAAUGCCCGAUUAUCAACGUGGAUUACUGUAUUUCCGUGAAACUUGAUACCAAUGCAACAUUCGGUGGAACUUUGAAAGUCGAGUUCCCUCUCAUCAUCGGAACCAUCCCGAUCCGUCAGUUGGCUCCAACCGGAGCAGCAGCGGCACCUGCUGUCAUGCCUACAGUAUCCCCAUCAGCUCCACCAUAUCCUGUGAUAGGUGGUGGCGUGUCAGGGGUAUCCGUGUAUCCAACUGCUCCAUCAGCACCACCGGCAAGUCCGGGACCAAUGGGGCCGCCCGGAGGAAGCGGGUUCGGAGGAAUCGGCGCAGGAGCUGCUGUAGCAGCGGCAGGAGCCUCCGCUCCACCUCCAUCUUACGAAGAAUCAAUGUACGGAGUUGGGAAAGUAGAGGAUUCUGAGCCAUUCGCCCCUCGCUACCCGGUCUACAACAACCUUCCAAAUGAGGUCCCUCCAUCUCCAGUAGGUCAAGCGCCAGCCUUGCCAGAGAAAGUUGGAUUCUAA